UAUCCAAACAAAAAUUGGAAAUUUAAAAAACGGACCAGGAGCCGAAUUUGAUUUUGAUUUUGAACUUGACCCAUUUGUGUGCCCCGGAAGUUACUGAUUUGUUUAUUCUUGGUGGGUUUCUGUUGCGCGGGAGUUCACUGCAGUGUUAUCUACACAGUCUGUAUUGCUGUAGGCUUUGGAUGGAGUUGAGGAUGGAGAGUUUUAUCUUGUUCAGAGGAACUAAAUGCGUUGCAGUGAAAGAAGACGAUAUGACAACAGAAAAAAUCGGCAGGAUCUUUCAGGUACACGGUCCCAGUGUCUACAUCACUGAUGACAACAACGUAGCUGUAUUUCCUGGAGCUGAUGGCCAAUUUAGCUCUUUGGAGCUAACAGUAAGGGGGCAUUACGAGGUACAUGGUGAAAGUAUCAGCGUGGAAUCAUCACCUAGUGUGCCAGUAAUGAACAAUUUUACCCGGUUUUCCUUCCACCGCCCACCCAGCGCUGCUGCGGCUUCUGCUACAAGAGCAACUGCAAGUCCAAGACCUACCGUGGCAAAAGCAUUCCAAAGGAACAUCUUCAUUGGUGAGCUUGUGGAUGGCAAGUUGGAGACAAGCAGGACGCUAACUGUGCGUUUUUCUGAAUUUGAAGCCUCUGUUUUGGGUAUCACCAGUAAGGUCACUGAUGCCCUUGAACAAGAUGACUCAUUCGUCCUUACAGAUGGUCAAGGAAACAAAAUCCUAGAUUCCGAAGGAACCAGAGGAUCAGCAUUUUGGAAGCAAAAUGCAAGGAAAGUAUUUGCUGUGAAGGAAGAAGACUUACUGCAGUUACAAGCAAGUAAAAAGAGAAGACUGAGUCGACGAGAAGAUACUAGCCUUGAUUACAUUUUCGAUCAAAUAGAGGAGGUAGUGCUUGCAGCUCAGGGUCUUAAAGGAGUCUCCAGUACAAUAAAGGAACUGCAAGAGUUGGCAAAUUCCAACCGGAGAACAGACGUGUGUCUGACAGAGGCCCAAGCAGCAGCAGUUAGAGAUGGCUUUGCCUGUGUCAUCUGCAGAAGCGUCAUGGCUGAUCCCAUGGUCUCAUCGUGCUGCCAGAGCCUUAUUGGUUGCAGGAUCUGCAUUGAGGAGUGGCAGAAAACUUCUGCCAUUUGCCCAAAGUGUCGCGCUGAUGAAUUUAGUGUUAACGCACACAGACUAAAUGGACUCUCUGAUGCAUUGGAUGCACUAGGUAACAUACUCAGCGAGUAAUACUCUAUGCAGAGUAUGUGCACAGUUGCAUAAAUGUUCUUAACUGUUCUGUUUCUUUGCACAACACUUGCACUCUUUGAUGUGCUUACUUUAAAUAUGGUGUUAUUUACUUUGUACAAUGCUGUUAAAUGUUGAUGUUGCUGUGAAA
Messenger RNA from Astyanax mexicanus (Mexican tetra), 1371 nucleotides. RefSeq lists its product as uncharacterized. The record is from RefSeq and is a predicted model, not a curated record. The transcript has 6 exons. The coding region runs from base 180 to 1223 and encodes 347 amino acids. NCBI's taxonomy places the organism in Eukaryota, Metazoa, Chordata, Actinopteri, Characiformes, Acestrorhamphidae.